AUGGAAAACGGGACAUAUCCAAAUGUGGCAGAGUUCAUUCUCCAGGGUUUAUCACAGAUGUGGGAACUGCAGCUGUUCCUCUGUGUGCUUCUGCUCAUCUUCUAUGUCAUCAUUCUGCCUGGGAACAUCCUCAUCAUUGUGACGAUUUGGAAUGACCCCCAGUUGGGAUCCCCCAUGUUUUUCUUCUUGGCUAACCUUGCCUUCAUGGACAUCUGCUACAGCUGUGUCACCCCUCCGAAGAUGAUCUCUAACCUGUUGUCUGGCAGUAGAUCCAUCUCCUAUUCAAGCUGUAUGGCUCAGAUAUUUUUCAUCCAUUUUCUGGGUGCAUCUGAGAUGUUCCUGCUCAUCGCCAUGGCUUUUGACCGCUACAUGGCCAUCUGCUACCCACUCCACUAUGGCUCUGUGAUGACCAGAUGGCUUUGCUGGGUGUUGGUGCUAUGUGCCUGGGCUGGAGGGUUCAUGCAUUCCAUAAUCCAGGUCAUCCUCAUCGUCCUGCUCACGUUCUGUGGUCCCAACAAGCUGGACAACUUCUUCUGUGAUAUCACCCAGAUCAUCAGGCUGGCUUCUACUGAUACUUACACUUUAGAGUUUGUCAUGUUUGUUAGCAGUGGCCUGGUCAGCACGGCAUGCUUCAUCCUCCUCCUCAUCUCCUAUGGGGCCCUACUGGUCAAGGUGAGGAUGGGUUCCAGCCAAGGGAAGAGCAAAGCUUCCUCCACAUGCGUCACCCAUAUCAUCAUCACUUUCAUCAUGUUUGGCCCAGCCAUCUACAUCUACUGCCAUCCCUUCCAGGACUUCCCAUUCGACAAAGUGGUGGCUUUUUUCCACACGGUGGUCUUUCCCUUGAUGAACCCAACAAUCUAUACACUGAGGAAUAAAGAGAUCAAAGUUGCCAUGUGGAGACUGCUGAAGAAAUAUAAAAUGUGGGGGAACAAGUAA
Messenger RNA from Varanus komodoensis (Komodo dragon), 936 nucleotides. Its product is annotated as olfactory receptor 4N5-like. Gene Ontology annotation, biological process: G protein-coupled receptor signaling pathway. Gene Ontology annotation, cellular component: membrane. Gene Ontology annotation, molecular function: olfactory receptor activity; G protein-coupled receptor activity. The coding region runs from base 1 to 936 and encodes 311 amino acids. The record is from RefSeq and is a predicted model, not a curated record. NCBI's taxonomy places the organism in Eukaryota, Metazoa, Chordata, Lepidosauria, Squamata, Varanidae. The transcript has a single exon.